Messenger RNA from Uloborus diversus, 945 nucleotides. Its product is annotated as ubiquitin-conjugating enzyme E2Q-like protein 1. The record is from RefSeq and is a predicted model, not a curated record. The transcript has a single exon. The coding region runs from base 1 to 945 and encodes 314 amino acids. Lineage: Eukaryota; Metazoa; Arthropoda; Arachnida; Araneae; Uloboridae.
AUGGCUUCAGCAUUAAGAAAGCUUUUUAGGUCUUCAGACCGCCACAGGUCUGGUGAUAGGGCCGGUGGUUGGCGACGGAAAAAUAACAGCAAUAGCAAGAAUGGUUCGACUGACUCUCCAACUCAUCAUCAUCAUUCAGCUGCUAUGCGAUUCUUUGGACACUGUCCAAGUCCGAGAAUGUCAAAGCGCGAGACCAAUAAAAUCAGUCCUGAAGACGGUGCCAAUAGCCAGAAAUUGACAUCAAAUGUCAGCGGUGCAUGUGGCGUUAGUAGUGAUUCCGAAGCAUUCAACGCAACUGCUGCCGACAAAGCAUCUUCCAAUAGCAGCACGGCUUCUCCAAACCGCAGUGUGCGUUUCAAGUCGUCCAAAUCUUCAAAGACUUCUCCAAAAGCACCAGUUUCAAAUGGUCCGUCACAAAAACAUACCCAAACUGUCCGAACACGGCGUUUAAUGAAAGAGUAUCAAGAAAUCACCAAAUACUCCAGAAGUUUGGAGAAACCACCUUUUGUUGUCGAGCUGGUGGAUGAUAACUUAUACGAAUGGAACGUAAAGCUUUUUCAAAUCGAUCCAGAAUCUGAAUUUUACCAUGAUAUGCAAGAAGCAGAGAUUGGGCAUGUUUUACUCAACAUGGUCUUCCCUGAGAAUUUUCCAUUUUCUCCACCUUUUAUGCGCGUUAUUUCUCCACAUGUUGAGAAAGGCUUCGUUAUGGAAGGUGGAGCAAUAUGCAUGGAGCUGCUGACUCCUAGAGGAUGGGCCAGCGCAUAUACGAUCGAAGCCGUUGUCAUGCAGUUUGCUGCCAGUCUUGUAAAAGGUCAAGGUAGAAUAGCCAGAAAAUGCAAAAAUGGCAAAGAAUUCAGUCGGAAAUCUGCGGAAGCUUCAUUCAGGAGUCUGGUCAAAACUCAUGAUAAAUACGGCUGGGUUACUCCACCCCUUGCCGAUGGUUAA